CCUCGUCGUGUCUAUAAAUAGGGUGGUAAACACCCAUGCAUGCAAAGCCACAAGCAAUUCAACGAGUUACACCUUCCACCGUCAACCGAGGAGCUUUCAGUUGUUGCCGGCCAUGGCGGCGAAGCUCUCCUUGCUACUUCCCGUCACCUGCUUCAUCCUCUUCGUUCUGCAUGCUGUUCAUGUGGAGGCGCGUCCCGAUCCUGCCGCUUUCGGCGACUCCGACAACGGGUUCUACACGCUGUUCGUGUUCGGCGAUUCGUUCGCCGACACCGGCAAUCUCCCCAAGCGCCGACUGAGCGAGCAGUCGCGCGAAUGGUACUACCCCUACGGCCGUGACCGUGGCAACAACCGCCCAACCGGCCGCUUCUCCAACGCCAUGGUCCAGUCCGAUCUCAUCGCACGGAUGCUGGGGCGUCAUGAGGCGCCUCCGACGUACAGGAGGGUGGACAACUACGUGCACCCGCACGGCAUGAACUUCGCCGCCGGCGGCUCCGGCGUGUUCAAGCUGCCGAGCGGCGCGCCGACGCUCGACAAGCAGGUCGACCACUUCAGGGACCUGGUGCAGGACGGCACCAUCACCCGCCGGAACCUCCGUAACUCCAUCGCCCUCGUCGCCGUCUCCGGCAACGACUACGCCCGCCUCGCCAACGUCAACGACACUAGCAAGAUGAUCAAGUUUGUCGAUGAGGUGACGAGCGAGAUCGCGAAGCAGGUGCACAGGCUGAAGAACAACGGGGCGAGGAAGAUCCUGGUGAACAACCUGCACCCCGUCGGCUGCACGCCGUGGGUAACCAGGCCGGGCAACUACUCCGGCUGCAGCUCCACCGGCAACAUGGGCGCCUACCUCCACGGCAGCAACCUCCAACAGAAGCUCUCGCACCUCGACUACGUCCACCAUGUCGACCUCAACACUGCCUUCUCCAACAUCGUCAAUCCCGACCAAGGUUCGAAGCACAAGGUGUCGAGCCAGUUCGAGCACAAGAUGCAGCCGUGCUGCGAGAGCUUGGACCCGAACGGCUUCUGCGGGCAGAAGGGACACGAUGGCAAGGACCUGUUCAGCGUGUGCAACGAUCCGGAGAAGUACUUCUACUGGGACGAUGUGCACCCCACGGAGGCUGGAUGGAAGGCCGUCAUGCAGCAGCUGGAAGGUCCAAUCAAGAAAUUCCUUCGAAUCAACUAGAAAUUGAGAUGGGCGUUAAUUAGGUUUAGAGUGUUUUGGUUUAGGGUUAAUUUUUUACUAUCAGUUUGUGAGAGUUAGUUAUAUAUGUUAGUAAAUUAGGUAAAGAUCCCGAUUGGCUUGAUCGGUGGAUAUUUUGUUUAGCUCGUGUUUUAUUGAACAUCUCGUUUCGUCAGUCCUUUGUUAGUUUAUUAUUAUACUAGCUGGGCUGGGACUAUA
Molecule: messenger RNA, 1396 nt
Organism: Oryza sativa Japonica Group (Japanese rice)
Lineage: Eukaryota; Viridiplantae; Streptophyta; Magnoliopsida; Poales; Poaceae
Product: GDSL esterase/lipase At5g03610
Molecular function (GO): hydrolase activity, acting on ester bonds
Source: RefSeq, a predicted model, not a curated record